AAUCUGGGCUGCUCCUUUUCUUUCCCAACUUGUUUUCUGGCCGUUCUGGUUCUCUGUUGUUUGCGUUAAUGAUCCUCCUCACCUGCAGGCUUUGGGCGGAACCGGACUCCUCCCAUCGCCGAACGCAGCUCCCUCCACCCUCUGGCUCGGUGAUACUUCCUGAUGUACCUGAGCAGGUGAGUAGGAGGAGCAGAGCUUUUCUUCAUCUUCACUGCGACGAUUUGCGGCAUGAAAACCCAGCAGAGGAUCAGCGUUCGGCUCCAACAUCAGGGUGUGGUUCAGCAGAGGCUCAUCUAAAAGUUUCAGGACACCGGGCCUCCAGGACUGGAGUUUGACACUCGUACUCUUAUAAUGACGGACUCUAUGAAAACUCAGCUGGUGAGCGCCAUCCAUCUGCAGCAGGUGGAACUGCAAGAAAAACCUACAGGCAACUCGCAGGGCAACAACAGCAACAAUGCUGCAGCAGAUGAGAAGUUCACUGUGGAGCAAGCUGUGGAAACCAUCGGCUUUGGACGCUUCCACGUCCUGCUGUUUGUCAUCAUGGGCAGUGCCAAUAUUGUGGAAGCCAUGGAGAUCAUGCUGCUAGCUGUGGUUUCUCCAGAGAUUCGAUGCGAGUGGCGCUUGGAGGACUGGCAGGUCGCCCUCGUCUCCACGAUGGUGUUCGUCGGCUUCAUGGUUUGUGGAGUUUUGGCCGGUUACAUCGCUGACAGAUACGGACGCUGGAAGGUUGUGUUUGGAGGUUAUGUGUGGAGCGCCUAUUUCUCUCUGCUCACGUCGUUUGCUCCAACGUACGGCUGGUUUAUCUUCCUGCGCAGCAUGGUGGGCUGCGGCGUUGCAGGAGUGUCACAGGGGUUUGUGUUGAAGACAGAGUUCAUCCCUGCCAAGUAUCGAGCCUACCUGCUGCCUCUGGGCACCAUCUUCUGGAUGACCGGCUCCAUACUCAUCAUCCUCCUUGGCAUGCUGGUGGUUCCCACUAUGGGCUGGAGAUGGAUGAUCCGGCUCUCCAUCACACCAAGCAUCAUCCUCAUCUUCCUCUUCAAGUUUAUUCCUGAGUCGGCCCGUUACAACGUGUCAGCAGGGAAAGUCGAUGCUGCCGUCAAAACCCUGCAGAGGAUCGCCAGAAUGAACCGAGCUUCUCUUCCUCCUGGACGGCUGGUGGAGCCCGCUCUGAGGGAACGCGGCAGCUGGAGGAUUCUGUUCAGUCCCACCUUCAGGAGGACGUCCCUCCUGCUCUGGUACUCAUGGUUUGUGGCGUCCUUCGCGUACUAUGGCUCGGUGCUGAGCAGUUCAGAGCUGCUGGAGAAAAACCUGCUGUGUGUGAUAAAUGCCGACGCAGAGCAUCAGGUCAAACACCGCCAUGAGAGCGGACUCUGCUACUGCAUCCCCUUUGGGAGCAGCGACUACCAGACGCUGCUCAUCAGCUCCCUGGGAGAAGUCGCAUUGGUUCCGUUAAACAUCGUCCUGCUUAACGUGUUUGGACGGAGGAUAAGUCUCACUGUGCUUCAACUGUUAACAGCUCUUCUGUUCAUGAUGGUCAACAUCUGCACAACAAUGUUUGGCUUCACUGUGCUGCUGUUCCUGCUGCGAUCUCUGGUCUCCAUGAACUUUAACGUGGUUUAUAUUUACACAGCGGAGGUUUACCCGACCAUAGCGCGAUCUCUUGGGAUGGGUUUCUGCACCUCGUUCAGUCGGAUUGGAGGGAUGAUCGCUCCAUUUAUUGCACAGGUGCUCAUGUCGCGGUCUGUGAUUCAAGCUCUCACUCCGUUUGCGGUUGCUUGUGUCAUCUGUGCUCUGGGAAACUUCCUGUUACCGAUAGAAACCAGAGGUCGAGCUUUGCUGCAAAACUCCUGAGGAUUUCCCUGCACAGCUUCUAUUUGAUGUUUUUCUGUGUGUUAUUGGACCUGGAAGUCUGGAACGUUUCUGUUUGUAUUGUCAAAGAAACACGAGUUUAGUGUUUUGCUUCAUACUGGACUUGUUCACAUCUAAUCAACCCAGAGCUUCUUUUGUUCUGAAAUACCAGAAGGAAAAACAGCUGUUACAGUCAGCAUACUGAAGUUACUGCAGAGAUUUUUCCUGACAGAUGCAGAGCUUUGUUUGACUUUGUGUUGUCUGCUGUAACAGGUUUUUCAUUUCAGUCUCUUAAAUGUCCAAAAUAAAGCUGAUUAAUCCAAGUGAA
This is a messenger RNA of Xiphophorus hellerii (green swordtail), 2176 nucleotides long. RefSeq names its product SVOP-like (gene svopl). Lineage: Eukaryota; Metazoa; Chordata; Actinopteri; Cyprinodontiformes; Poeciliidae. The record is from RefSeq and is a predicted model, not a curated record. Gene Ontology annotation, cellular component: membrane. The transcript has 16 exons. Gene Ontology annotation, molecular function: transmembrane transporter activity. Bases 352 to 1851 code for a protein of 499 amino acids. Gene Ontology annotation, biological process: transmembrane transport.